Molecule: messenger RNA, 3605 nt
Organism: Tachysurus vachellii
Lineage: Eukaryota; Metazoa; Chordata; Actinopteri; Siluriformes; Bagridae
Product: junction plakoglobin-like
Exons: 16
Coding region: 65-2314 (749 amino acids)
Biological process (GO): positive regulation of transcription by RNA polymerase II; cell adhesion
Cellular component (GO): adherens junction; catenin complex
Molecular function (GO): protein phosphatase binding; alpha-catenin binding; cadherin binding
Source: RefSeq, a predicted model, not a curated record
GAGAGAGAGACACGCACACACACACACACACACACAGAGAGAGGUCGGUCGGUCGGUGGUGUGAAUGCGGAGGUUCAGAAUAGAGCAGCAGCAGCGGGAGCCGCACGGACACCGACAGAUUGGACAGGAGGAAGAGGAACAUGUCCAUGCCAAUGAUGCAGAGGUGAAAGUAGCUGAAUGGCAGAAGACUUAUUACACAGUCGAUUCUGGCAUUCAAUCAGGAGCCACAACUGUAAAUGAAGAAGACCAAUCAGAGAUCAGUGCCAAAACAUUUACUGUGGAGGACUGUGGUGCAGAUUCUGAUGCCCAGUUGACCCGAACUCAGCGUGUCCGGGCCGCCAUGUUUCCUGAGACAUUAGCAGACCAUGAGACAUUAGUGCAUAGUGACUCUCAGUCCAACGUACAUCGUUUGACUGAACCCUCACACCUCUUGAACAAUGCCAUUGUUCACCUGAUCAAUUACCAGGAUGAUGCUGAGCUCGCCAAGCGAGCCCUGCCAGAGCUCAUCAAACUGCUGACUGACGAUGAUCAGGUGGUGGUGAGGAAGGCAGCUCUAAUUGUGAGCCGUCUGGUUCGUAAUGAUGCUUCUCGACAUGUGAUGAUGCAGUCAGCAGUGAUGAUAUCAGCAGUUUUGCGGGUAAUGCAGAGCUCAAGCGACAUGGAAACAAUUCGCUGCAUGGCCAGCAUCCUCCACUGCCUGUCACACCACCACCAGGGGCUGAACGCUAUCUUCACUGCUGGGGGUGUCCCUGCUCUCAUCCACAUGCUCAGUUCUCCAGUGGAGGCCGUAUUAUUUUACUCCAUCACCACACUACAUAACCUGCUGCUCCACCAAGAUGGCUCCAAGAUGGCGGUGCGAAUGUGUGACGGUCUGCAGAAGAUUGUUCCACUGCUCAAACACACAAACCCAAAGUUCCUCGCCAUUACCACUGACUGCCUGCAGAUCCUAUCCUAUGCCAACCAGGAGAGUAAGUUGAUCAUCUUAGCAAGUGGAGGUCCUGAGUGUUUAGUGUCCAUUAUGAGGAACUAUAACUAUGAGAAGCUGCUGUGGACAACCAGCAGAGUGCUGAAGGUGCUGUCAGUGUGUCCUAGUAACAAACCCGCCAUUGUCAAUGCAGGAGGCAUGCAGGCUCUAGCUCUGCACCUGACCGGUUCCAGUUCUCGUCUUGUUCAGAAUUGUCUGUGGACCCUAAGGAACCUUAGUGAUGCUGCCACCAAACAGGAAGGACUGGACUCUCUACUCCACAUCCUUGUGUCUCAGCUUGGCUCAGAUGACGUCAACGUUCUGACAUGUGCUACAGGAAUCCUCUCUAACCUGACGUGUAAUAAUGCACGUAAUAAAUCACUUGUGGUGCAGCAUGGUGGUGUGGAGGCACUUAUCAGUGCUCUUCUGCGAACUGCUGUGAAUCAGGACGAGGCAGAGCUGGCCUUAUGUGCUGCGGUGAAUCAGGACGUGGCCGAGCCGGCUGUGUGCGCCCUACGCCACCUCAGCGGCCGUCACCCACUCUCCCAGACAGCACAGAAUGAAGUGAGAGUGCACUACGGCAUCCCAAUCAUCAUUAAGCUACUGGGACAACCACACUACUGGCCCGUCGUCAAGGCCAUCGUUGGUCUGAUCCGUAAUUUGGCACUAUGUCCAGCCAAUCAGACACCUCUAAGGGAGGCAGGUGCAAUACCACGUUUGGUUAACCUGCUUUUGAAGGCUCAUCAGGACCUACAGAGACUCAGCACACAGAACACCUACCAGGAUGGAAUUAGUAUGGAGGAAAUAGUAGAAGGCUGUACUGGAGCAUUACACAUUUUGGCCAGGGAUCCGAUUAACCGGAGUGAAAUUGCCAACAUGCAGACCAUCCCUUUAUUUGUACAGUUGUUAUACUCUUGUGUUGAGAGUGUACGGCGAGUCUCAGCCGGGCUUUUAUGUGAACUCGCUCUGGAUAAACACUCAGCUGAACUAAUUGAUGCUGAAGGAGCUUCUGCUCCACUGAUGGAGCUUCUGCACUCCACCAACGAAGGGAUAGCCACCUAUGCUGCUGCUGUGCUCUUCAGAAUCUCAGAGGACAAAAACUUGGACUACAGGAAGAGAGUGUCAGUGGAACUGACACACUCACUGUUCAAACAUGACACACACGUCUGGGACAUGGAACACAGUACAAUGACCCUUGAUCAUGGCUACAUACAGGAUGAGGGUGUGUCCUCUCUGUAUAUCUACUCAGACCUUCCUGUCAAUGCUCUCCCUCUUGAGCCUGAUGUCCAUGGGCCAUAUGUGUCAGACAUGACCUUUGACCCCCGACACAUUUAUCCAGAACCACUCUAAAAGCACAAUUACACAGGUUGAAUCAGUAAGCUGGAGUAUGAUGGACACAUGGACCUGAGGCUUGAGGAUCUGUGGAGGUUAAACUUAAUGACUCAUGGUGCUGGAGCAUGGGAAUAUGUGGAAUCCCAAAAUUUAAAAAUCGUAAAAAUAUACAGCGAAAAUAUUAUCCAUUGUAUAAGCAGAGGUGGAGCCUGAGGACAUGUGGGUGUGGAGCUUAAUGGCUUAAUGGACUUAAUGUGUGUUAACUUAAGAACAGGAGAGCCUGAGAAAUAUGGCAGGACUUUAUAUUGAAGAGUUUCUCUUUUCUGUGUUUAAUGAUUUGGUUCUGUUAAGAGAAGAAAUAUACAGCUGGAAUCUGCAUGUGUUUAUGUAAAUAACAUUUUAUAUGAUGCAUUGUUGUCUGGGAUCCAUAGUGUGUGCCCGUCUCUGUGAUUAUAUUUAGGUGUGUGUGUGUGUGUGUGUGUGUGUGUGUGUGUGUGUGUGUGUGUGUGUGUGUGUGUGUGUGUGUGAGUUCAGCUCCUAGUCAGAUUUCAUAUAAAAAAAAGCAAAACAAAUAUUUUACUGUAAUCACUUUUUCAUUACAUUUACACUGACAGCACGUGACACUCUCUUAUCCAGAGUCACGUACAAAAGUGCUUUUAAGUCUCUAUCAUUGAAUACAUUAACUCUGGUUCACUAGGGUACAGACUUAAGAUACCAUGAGUCUAAAACACUGUUCAAAGUUUUUGUUUUUUACACACACACCAAACAGGGGAGAAAGUGCUAGUUCAAGUAUUUCAUGAAGAAAACAUCAGAAACAUUUUCAGAAUCAUCGUUACAUGAAUUAUGCAUGUCGGUGAUAAUCACAUUAGGAUACAAUUAAGAAGCCAUCGGAAAUAAUUGUGAAUUGAGAUUUUCAUUAAUAAACCAUUACAGUCCACCAUACGCACAUUUAAUCCAUUAGAAAUCUUCCACAGGGAUGUCCUGGUGUGGAGAGUGUGUCAAUAUAAAAAUGUGCUAAAGCUAAUUAGUAUGUAUUAGCUUGUAUUACAUGCUCGAAAAAGCUAAUUUGCUUUAAAAAUGAACAGCUAAAUGUUUAACUAGCUUUAAAAAGCCACAAAAGCCACACUAGCUUUUAAACAGUUCUUGUAGUUAAUGAAGUAAAAACAAUGUCAGUGGAUGUGUUGGUGAUGGGAUGAUGCUCAAGUUCAGUAUUUGUAUCAUGUCAAAAAAAAAACACCGCUGCACUGUUAUAUGGUGUUUAAAGUGGACCUGUUUAAAAACAGGAAGCUACAAGCACAUAACAUUAUGU